This is a messenger RNA of Spizellomyces punctatus DAOM BR117, 1517 nucleotides long. Its product is annotated as formamidopyrimidine-DNA glycosylase. NCBI's taxonomy places the organism in Eukaryota, Fungi, Chytridiomycota, Chytridiomycetes, Spizellomycetales, Spizellomycetaceae. Gene Ontology annotation, biological process: base-excision repair. Gene Ontology annotation, cellular component: nucleus. Gene Ontology annotation, molecular function: damaged DNA binding; DNA-(apurinic or apyrimidinic site) endonuclease activity; DNA N-glycosylase activity. The record is from RefSeq and is a predicted model, not a curated record. The coding region runs from base 9 to 1370 and encodes 453 amino acids. The transcript is spliced from 6 exons.
AGAACACAAUGCCAGAGCUUCCAGAAGUGGAGCGAGCACGGCUACUUAUUCAUUCCAAUUUCUUGAAUAAAGCCAUAGUUGAUGUUGAAACAGUCGUGGACGACAUUGUCUACCAAGGGUGUACAAACCAAGAGUUUGCUACCAAGGUGAAGGGACGAACCUUAGUAGAUACUGGCCGUCGCGGAAAAGUCUUUUAUCUGAUACUCGAUCAGCACCCUUGUCCUGUCCUUCACUUGGGUAUGACCGGCUCUGUUCGGAUCAAAGGACAGGCAGGAUUGGAGUAUAAGGAUUUCAGUACGGCUGGCGAUGAUUGGCCACCUAGGUUUUACAAAUUUGUCAUCCGCUUUGAUGACGGCCAAGAACUGGCCUUUACCGAUAUGCGACGGCUUGCGCGGAUCAGGCUAGUUGAUGGGGAUCCACUCCUGCAUCCGCCGAUAUCAGAGUUGGGGUUUGAUCCCUUGUUGAGCAUGCCAGAUCUGGAUGUUUUCUCCGAGACAGUUCGUAAGAGAAAAUGUCCCAUAAAAGCGUUGUUGCUCGAUCAAGCCUUCAGUGCGGGCGUUGGGAACUGGGUUGCGGAUGAGGUCCUGUUUCAAGCUCGGGUGCAUCCUGCCCAGAAUACAGUAUCUCUGACAGAUGCAGAGUUGGCCGCGUUGCAUGAUCAGUUGUCAUUUGUAAUAAAGACUGCUGUCGCCGUUAAUGCAGACAGCAGCAAAUUCCCUAAUGAUUGGCUUUUUCAUUAUCGAUGGGGAAAAGGGCGUGUAACAAAUCGAGAGGCCAAGAUGCCUGACGGGAGUAAUAUCAAGUUUGAAACGGUAGCGGGACGUACAACGGCGAUUGUACCGGCUGUGCAGAAACUACAUGGCAAUACCAUCAUUGGGCGAAGAAAGAAUAAAACGAAAAGUGAAUUAAAGGAGGAGGACACUGGUGCCAGCCAUCCUGACGCCGCUGAAGAGGUUCCAAUUAAAGGAAAUGGACGGAAGAGAAUAAAAGUAGAACGUGACCAAGACAUUGCGGAUGUAGAAUCGUCACCUAGGACAACACGCCGCAAACGCAUAGUAAAACAAGAGAUAACGAGUCCGGAAGCUGCAGAAUUCAAACCACCCGCAAAAUCCAAACGACUUCGAACGCCUAUCAAAAAGGAGGAACCCCAGACGUCAUCAACGGCCACUCCCCGACGCCACAGCACACGAAGUCAUACACUAAAGCAAGCCAUUAAAAUGGAGCCUCUCGACCCGGUCGUCGUAGAAAGGCCUGUAGAUGCAGCUACAAGUUCUAUUGUUUCCGCCUUUGGACACCCCAUCCCCGAUUUUCCGUCGGUAGAUUUGGAGGAUGCUGAUGACAUGAUAAAACUAUUUCAGCAAGUAGUUUGACAGGAUAGGUAGAUAAAUAGCUAUCUUUAGCAGUUUCGUUAAUACAUGCGCGCCAUAAACGCAGAGAAACACUUCCAUGGAACCUGUUAGCGAAUGACAAUCUCAAGAAGCUAUUAAGACAAUGGCGCGUAGAGUAGAUAUUUUUAG